Messenger RNA from Antrostomus carolinensis (chuck-will's-widow), 864 nucleotides. RefSeq names its product CLN8 transmembrane ER and ERGIC protein (gene CLN8). The transcript is spliced from 2 exons. NCBI's taxonomy places the organism in Eukaryota, Metazoa, Chordata, Aves, Caprimulgiformes, Caprimulgidae. The coding region runs from base 7 to 864 and encodes 285 amino acids. Gene Ontology annotation, molecular function: ceramide binding. Gene Ontology annotation, cellular component: endoplasmic reticulum; membrane. The record is from RefSeq and is a predicted model, not a curated record. Gene Ontology annotation, biological process: nervous system development; phospholipid metabolic process; lipid homeostasis.
GAAGAAAUGAAUCCUGCAAAUGAUGGUCCGGUGUUUGGGACUGUUUUUGACUGGGACUAUCUCUUAUGGGAAGUUCGUCUGGCAUUUUUAGCUGCUGGUUUUUUUAUCUACUUGGGAGUAUUUCUUCUGUCUCACUGGUUGUCUUCAUGGACAAGUACUACUUAUCGUGCCUUGCAUGCAAAGGAGAAGGUGUUUUGGAAUAUGGCAGUCACACGUGGUGUGUUUGGACUUCAGAGUUGUGUUGCUGGUUUAUGGGCUUUGCUCGUAGAUCCUGUUUUUCAUGCUGACAAAGUGUAUUCACAGCAAAAGUGGAGUUGGUUUAACUGUUUAAUAGCUGCUGGAUUUUUCUUGCUUGAAAAUGUAGCUGUUCACAUAUCCAACAUUAUAUUUAGAACGUUUGAUGUGUUCUUGGUAGUUCAUCACUUGCUUGCUUUUGGUGGCUUGGCUGGUCUAGUAAUUAACGUGAAAUCUGGACAUUAUCUGCCUUUGAUGGGAAUGUUGCUGGAGAUGAGUACUCCCUCAACCUGCAUUUCCUGGAUGCUUCUAAAGGCUGGCUGCGCUAAUACCCUUUUCUGGAAGGCAAACCAGUGGGUGAUGAUCCACUUGUUUCACUGCCGCAUGAUUCUCAGCUACCACAUGUGGUGGGUGUGUAUUUUCAAUUGGAAUUCUGUGGUGGAAAAUCUUGGACUUCUUCAUUUUAUUGUUUUAUUCUCGGGAUUAUUUGCUGUUACACUAAUACUUAACCCAUACUGGACAUACAAAAAAACGCAGCAACUUCUCAGCCCAACUGACUGGAACUUUGAAAAUAAAGCCAUGGAAAAUGGGAAAUUAAAUGGUGAAACACAUCAGAAGAAGAGGAUAUAA